Molecule: messenger RNA, 8696 nt
Organism: Lytechinus pictus (painted urchin)
Lineage: Eukaryota; Metazoa; Echinodermata; Echinoidea; Temnopleuroida; Toxopneustidae
Product: phosphatidylinositol-binding clathrin assembly protein-like
Exons: 22
Coding region: 1-2781 (926 amino acids)
Biological process (GO): clathrin coat assembly; clathrin-dependent endocytosis; synaptic vesicle budding from presynaptic endocytic zone membrane
Cellular component (GO): extrinsic component of presynaptic endocytic zone membrane; clathrin-coated pit; synaptic vesicle
Molecular function (GO): clathrin heavy chain binding; SNARE binding; 1-phosphatidylinositol binding
Source: RefSeq, a predicted model, not a curated record
AUGGUAGCAGAUGGAGGAAAUGAAAGAUAUGAUAUGUCAACAUACAUCAGACGGUAUGCCAAAUACAUCAACUGCAAGGCACUCGCAUUCAGACAAAUGGGAUUUGAUUUUGUUCGAGCUAAAAGAGGGAAAGAAGAAGGAGUAUUAAGAACAAUGUGUGCAGAGAAACUCCUGAAAACCCUUCCUCCUUUGCAAGACCUAAUGGAUGCUUUACUAGAUUUUGAGGCCACAUCCAAUAAUCUAACCAAUGGUGUAAUAAAUAGCGCAUUCACACUACUAUUCAAAGAUAGUAUAAGGCUGUUUGCGUGCUACAAUGAUGGAAUCAUCAAUCUCUUAGAGAAGUACUUUGAAAUGAACAAGAAAGACUGUCGUACAGCGCUGGACAUCUAUAAGAAAUUCCUGAUUCGUAUGGAGAGGAUAGGGGAGUUCCUCAAAGUUGCAGAGCAAGUAGGAAUCGAUAAGGGGGAAAUUCCAGAUUUAGCGAAGUUUGGUGAUGCCCCAUCUGAAUAUAAAACAGCCCCUAGUAGUCUGUUAGAAGCACUUGAGCAGCAUCUGGUAUCUCUUGAAAGCAGCAAAAAGUCAAACUGGAACAAAGCCAAUACAGUGCAGACAGUUUUAAAUGCAUUCUCCUCAUCAGCAGCAGCCAUUGAUGAUGAAGAGAAGAAGAAAGCAUUAGAGGACGAGAAGGCAAGAUUAGCAGCAAUCAAGAAUUUUAGCCAUUCCUUUGAGAGUUAUAGCCAGACCUCACAGAGUUUGAAUGAAGUGGCAACGACCAUCCUCUUUGAUUUUAAUGAUCAGGAGCAGAGAUUGAAGGAGUCCCAACAGCCAGAGCCAAUCACUUUCACCCAGGAGCCUGUAGUCCAGAACACCCCACCGCCAGCAGCAGCAGUACCGGCUCCAGCACCAGCUCCUUCAAAUCCCUUCAUCACCGCUCCAGUAGCACCUCAACCUGUUCCAGCAUCAACAACGUCCAACCAGGAUCUCUUUGCUGCUCCUGCAGUAAACAACAACAACCAGCCCGGGAUGAAGCUAUCUCAGGAUCUGAUUGGUCUUCAGUCCAAUCCAAUGUCGGCCAUUCUUCAAGCACAGAUGGCUACUCAGGUUAUGACGUCCAAUCAACCUCAAGCAUGGGGAUCACCAAAUGACAUGUCAGGGUCUCUUGAUCCAAACAACCCUUUCACCUCAAGUGAAACUGCACCCCAAGCUAAUGUUGACCAGUCCCCAUUCCUUGCUGAUUUUGAUGGUCAAGCUUCCAUACUGGAGCCCUCUAGCCACUCUCUUGAGCCUGUUGAAGGUGCUGCCAGCAACAAAUUUGAUCCCUUCGCUGGCAUUGAAGAUGAUUACAUGAAAACAAAGAAGAGUGUUGAACCCCCUCAAGACCAAGGGGAUCUCCUUGCCCCAAUGGCUCCUCAGCCAAUCCCCAUGAAUCAGUUGGAUCCUUUGUCUCCCAGUGUUGCUUCUGAUGGUUCCCUCCUGACUACCCAAGCUCCCUCUCAGCCCAAGCAGGUGCCCAAUUAUAACCCAUCCUUUGAUACAGCAAGCCAAGGCUUCCCACCGACUAGUGACCCAGUUGCUCCUAAAUCACCUGCUCGUAGUCCCAUUACCCCUAAUUAUUCCCCCAUGUUAGACCCUGUCAGCCCCAACGUACCAACAGCCAUUGACCAAGCAUCUCCCAGGUCUCCGUUUGGUAGCCCUCCAGCCCCAAAUUAUUCAGUGUCAUUUGACCCAAUGGGCCAUAGCCUUUCCCCGGCUAAGACUCCCAGAUCACCUGCUUUGAACCCCAAGUUUUCGCCCACCCAUCGCCCAACCCCUUUCCCCGCUCCAAACCCAUCCCCUCAGGUUCCCCUGCAGAGCGCCCUCGCUUCGUCACCCCUCGUGACUAAUCCAUCAUCAGACUUUACCCCCAUCACCACAAAUGCUUCAGAUGAUAUCCAUGGAGGUUCCCACACCUGGGACGUUGACAAGCCCUCAGAGAUCGAGUCCAUUUUUGGAGCUCGACCUUUGACCCCAUCUUCUGCUGCUGCUGCAGACCAGGGAAUCCUUGGACAAGGCUUUGAAAGUUUUGCAAAUAAUAAUGACAUAGGGGCAAACUUUGACAAGGCGUUUGGCAACACUAUAACACAGCCUGCAGUCCAAACCUCUGCACCCAUCAUGGGUGACGUCCUCCAGCCCAUGAAUAGACAACCUCUGCCGCCCUCACAGGCAGAGGUCAUGGCUACCAAUGGAGGUAACAAUCUAGACACAACGCUCGUCAAAUUAGCAACAAAUUUGGAUAUCAAAGGCUCUGCAUCUCCCAAAAAAACUGCUGGAGCUGGGAGUGGAAGUGGUGUACUUGAUUUUGAUCUUCAUGGAAUGGGCCGUUUGAAGACUGAACACCAGUGGACCAAGAAUUCACCAUCACAGAGGACUGGAGGGGCAGGUUGGUCACCUCAGAAGGUUCCAAUGGGGUCAUCAGCUGCCCCUGCAUGGGGUGGAACGGCAGCCCCAAUGGGUGGUGGUGGUUACAUGGAGCUUGAGUCUGCACCAACACCUCCACCACCAAAUACUACCAUGGGUGGUCAGACAGCCGAUUGGAGGGGUCAAGCAUUCUCAGGACAAUUUGGUGCUCAACAACCAGGAAUGGUCCAACCUGGAAUGGGCGUGGGUGUAAGACCAGUGGGUAUGGCACCGAUGGGCAUGUAUGGUCAACCUGUAGGAGGUAUGGCUCAACCUAUGUACAACCAACCAACAAGACCACCUGCACCAGCCCAAGCACCUGCAGAUCCAUUUGGAAAUCUCUGAAAGCGGUCAACACGAUAUGACCAUCUAGUUUCAUAGGUGUCAUCUCCACAGAGAUAUAUGGAUAUAUGAAUAUAUAUAUAAAUAGAUAAAUAUAUAAAUAUAUAUAUAUUAUGAUAUGAGUGGACAUUUUCAAAGUGGAGAAAAGAAGAUGUUUGUGACCAAUCAUUUAGAAAGCAGCAACAAGAAUCAUGAAAGUGAUUUGUUUUUUUGACGGCAUCCACUCUCCUUUGUCACCUUUUGUGAAUGAGCGAUUCCAGUCACCCGUGUUCAUAUUAUCGCAAGUGAACUCGUACGUCAGCCAUCAUGCACUGUAUCCCGUGUUUGAUAAUCUCAACGUAUCAUGCAUGACACUGUGUUAGUUAUUCAUUUACAUGGAUCGAUUCAAUAGUGCUUGUCUCUGAAGACGUAACCCUUAGCCUCUAUCAAUAUACCCAUUCCUGCGCCAUUCGUCUGGAGAAUGAGAUCAGGUUGAAAUGAAUAUUUGUGAUGGAUAUGUGAACUACAACAAAGUCAUGCCAAUGUCAACUGUUGAUGAAAUAUGGUAGAAAGCAAAAGAAGGAAAUUGGAAGUUUGGAGCAUUAUAUGGAGAGUGCAGGGAGUCCAUUUAUCAGGAGAAUUGGACUUGACAAUGAAUACCAGUUCAUGCUUCUGUGUAUGUUGCAGAUAUAAAGCAUGUCCUGCUUUGUUAAUUGUUGUACAUUUAAAAUCGUUAUGAAUGUAUGCCACUGUCCGAGUGUUUUAUAAUCACCUCAUAGAGACAAACAUAACCACCUUUGAUGGGAUCAGAUUAUGAAGUUACAGAAUACAUUGUAGGUUUCAAAACUGCCACAGCAAAAUAGACAAAGUGAUUGCAUUGCUCCAGUUACACCAACACAACUGACUCCAGACCGAUCUAAGCUUUUACAUCAUUUUGAAUGGCAUUAUCAUCAUUUUCUUUAGGUCAGUUUCAUUUGUGUGACUGGAGUAUAACGCAAAUGUGAAUAUUGUUAUUUUCUUCUUGUAAGGAAUACUUCAAAGGCUUUGUUUUAAUACGAGGUGCAAAAGCAUGGUGGUUGUUUGAAAUGAUACUGUAUCAACACACAAUGAGCUAAUUGUGUGUUGUUGUUGCUAAAUCAGUCAAACCUCAGAUGGUAAUAGCAGCAGUUCUAUGAGUCAUAUGUCAUUCAGAUUUGGAGUCCUUUGUUUGAACGUUGAAGCAAAAUGAUAUGAAUUACAUCUGGGGCCCUGGGGGUGUGUUUUUUUUUGCCUUGGCAGGUUGGGCGGUAGUUAUUUUCCAGGAAAGCCAAGCACUACUAUGUAGAGUCAUGAAAUAUCUACAAUAUCACAUAUUCGUUGGCAUUAUACUGUAUACAUGGUAUCAUGGUUUGAAGUAAAUGGAGAAGGCAUGUUCAAACUUAUCUUGAAUAUUAUUUAUGAAAUCAUUUCAAUAAUUUGUCUGACUUUUUCAUGGACGUGCUGAAGAACAUGGAAGGACUAAUGAAGUCUAGCUGAUAUUAGAGUGUAAUAUAAAUCUUGUUCUAGUUUUAAUGUGUACUUCCCCUCAUUGACUGACAUGUAUCUGUUUAUGAUGGAAGAGAUAGCAAGGGAUUCUGUAUUUCAAUGCUCUUUUUACCUCCUAGAAUAAAUAAUUCUAUAAUGAUGUAACAAUAAUGUUCAACCUUGUAAUUAUUCAAGAAAAUUAUUCAUUGAUUCUCAGAACACACAUAUUUCUAAAUAUAUUCUUUUUGUAAUCAAUCUUUUGUACAUAUCCAUGGUCAUAUUUUGGGGAACAUUUUCAGAUAAACAGGAAUCAGAGAGCAAUGUGCUGAAUUUGUAUCAUUUGGAAAACUUCUUUUCUGUAUGACCUUUUGAUAUGUUUGACUUGUUUAUUCUAAUAACAACUACUGCCACCAAACGAAAUAGAGAAACAUCAUGUUAUUAUGAAGUUUUCCUCAAGUGUUACUAGUUCUGUUCCUCACUGAAUUGGAUGGCAAUAUUUUAAUGUAUGGAGCAAAUUUGGCUUGAAUAUAAUGGUAUCAGUCUUUAUUGUUUUUCUUUCACACUACCUAAAUUCACAUGUCAUCAUCUUCCCUUAUUUUUGGUAAUUUUCAGCAAUGUUACUUCAGUGAGCAAUGAUAUAAAUUUUUCAUAUUUUGAAUAUACAUAAAAAUCCUUUAAAUGUUAAUAUUUAUCAUCCCUUCCCCCAACUUAAAUGGUUGUUAAAGGCAUAUUCAUGAUAGAUCCUUUUAUGAAAAAAGUACUUUUAUUUAGAGGGUGAUGCAUAUUAUAUGGAUUAUGGAAGUAUAGUUAUGUUCAAGGGUAAGGCAUUGAACUUGAUCUGCUGAAUUAUGAAAAAAGCAAUUUCUCAUUUGAAAUAUGACUUGAGGAAGAGGUGUUCAUAACUGCCAGAAUGGAUGUCGCACAUAAUCUUUAAUAGUUCAAUGAUGGAUAACGGUAGGAAAUGCAUAUUUUUUAUUUGUUUUAAUUUGAGCCAAAGAAUCUUCGACUGUCCAUUUCUUGAUUGUACUGAACAUGGCUCCAGAAAGCUUCAAAUCGUGCAACAUGUACGUUCAUGUACUGAGAAUGGCAAUCUCUCCGGAUUAAAUUAGAAAAUUAAUUAUGAUUCUUUUAUUCAGGAAAAAUAGGAAUUUCGAAAUUUGGUUUUGUAAUUUAUUCAAGAUGUCCAAAUGACUGAUAAUCAGCAUGUGCACCAAAAUCAUUGUUUUAAUAUGAAAUUUAUAAUGAAGUUUGAUGGGCUUUUAAUAAUUUGAAGAAUCAACACUUGUACGCCCCAAACUUAAACAGAAGCUGACUUUGUAUAAUGAAACCUGUAUUUUGUAAUUCAAAGACGUUUUAUAUCAAUAUUAUUUUGCACAAUUAUUGAAUUGUAUCAAAGAUUUAUCACGGAUGAGACUCUGCAUGAGAAUGUGUAUAUUUGUAGAAAAAUGACUUUUUCGAUAAAAAUUGGGGAGAUUCUACAUGUUUGUUAUUUCUUAAUGUUUAUUGUGUGUCAAUUGAAUAACAUUGUGCAUAUUAUAUAUAGGAAAGAUAAUUGGAACAGGUAUGUAAAUCUUAAUGUCAAAUCGAUUGAAUUAUAUCUGAGUGAGUGUAUGAUAGAGAAAAUGAUGAUAUGUUGCUAGUGAUUGUGUGCGUGUCUAUAAAAGAGAGAGAGUUAGAGAGUGAAAGGGAGAGAGAGAAAACGAAUUAAAGUGUGUGAGGCAGUGUUUGUAAUAUCUGUGUGUUGAUAAUCUAUUUUGAUUAGUAAAUUACCAUACAGAUCGUAAUAAACUGUUUCAAAGUGUGUAUAAUAAUUGCAAAAGCCUUUCCUUAUAAAUUUGCUGAAUUAUUUCCUCCAAACUUGUGAGUUUCGUGAUUUUGUUUCAUUGAAUGAUUAUUUGAAAUCAAUGAUGUUUAGUUUAAGGAAUCACAUUUUGGAUGAUAUUUAUCCUUGUUUCUUCCCUAGGUUUAAAUUUAGGAUGUACAAUAUGACAGAAUGAUAGAGACUUAAAAAUAAAAUAAACAGUGUAUGUAUUUUGAUGGGAAAAUGCAUCCCCCCUUCCUGAAAUGAUUUAGACCUUAUUUAAUUAUUAUUUUUUUUAAUCAAUUUAUCAAGCAUUAAUGAAAUGGAAAAAUAAUUGGCAUUAAUCUAUUUACAUUUAGGGUGAAAUUGAGAAGAAGAUAUCCUAGGCUCCUCAUCUGGGGCCCUGUUAACACAAAACUUGACAGUUGAUUGUAAUUUUAUUUUUAUUUUUACGACUGACUGUGCAUUAAUACCAAUGGCAUUGAUCAGUAAUGUAUCUGGUCAUGCACAGCAUUCAUGCCUGUCAUAUUUCACUUUCCAGGCACACAAUAAUACAAUCACCCUGGCUUUAGACUGGCUGUCAGCAAGUAUAUAAAGGGACUAAUUCCUGCAAUCUAUAUGUUUUACAUGUUCACCUCAAGUUGGUGUGUUUGCUAAUGAACAAUGUCUUACCAUGGAUGUAAGUACUACUCUGACAAGUAGGUCCAUGGUCUUACCAAAGGACUGUGUAGAGUGAGAUCUGUUCAUCAUACCUUUCAAGUUCACAUUCUAUUCACUCUUUCUUCACACAUUCAUUUGCUAAGCUUGGUAUGGGAUUGGUAUAAUUUAUCAUGUUAUUAUUUGUCACAGUGCCAUGGGACGUAGCCAGGAUUUUAUACCAGAAGGAGCCCAUAAAAGUGCCAAUUUCUUUCUCACUUUUUGACUAGCCAGAAAAUAUAUUUCUUACUCUCCAAAAGGAUGUGAUUCAAAAAAAAAAUGACAAGCAGAAAAGAUUGUGUUCUUACCUCAAAGGAGAAGGGGGCACUACUCAGAAAAGCGAGACAUAAUGUACACUUAAAAAAAAAAAAAAGAAAGGUGUAUGCCCCCUUUGGAUCCAUACCUGACGGGACCAAUAUUCCUUGAGCAUUUAUACCUAUUUAGCAUUAAAGAGAAAAGUUAAAAUUUUCAACAAAAUGUGUAUUUUCUUGGUAACCAAGAAAUGGUUACUGUCGGACUGAUCCCAGAACCAUUCUGAUACUUAGUCAUAGGAUUAUAUAAAUAUUGGUAGCCAUGUUAAAUAUAGAAAUAAAUGUCUCCCCAACAUAUGGUUAUUGUUUAAAUCUGUCAUUUGUCAAGCUCAUGCAAUAUCCAAUUGAUCAUGUAGUGCAAACAAAGAAAGAUCAAUUCCCCAAACAGUAUUGUUUUACUUGUUAAAUUAGAACUGUGAUCAGGCUUUGCGAAACACUUGUUAGUUUGCUGUAAAAGUUAGAAGUUGAAUUUAUGAUAUGUAGUAUGCAAAACAAGAAUAAGGCAUACGUUCUUGUUUAAGUUACGUGAAAGCAAUAUCUAUUUCCUUUUUCUUGUAUUUCAUUUAUUUGCUGUUUUUAGUGUUAUUACUUCAUGUUAUUUUUAUUUUUAUAAUUCUGGUCAUGUUCAGUAAUGCAUUAUUUCCAUUAUGGAUGACACUCAUAUUUGUAAUAUGAUUAUUUUUGGUCUGAUACAAGUGUUCUAUAUGAAUAUUCAUGUUGACUGCUCUGAAUCCCAAAAAGAAAUGGUCUUUAGACUAACAAAUAAUCAAGUAAUAAUCCUGUUAUAUAAAUUAUUUGUACAUUUAUUGACCUUACCCAGUUGUUAAAAUGAAAAUUGUGGUUUAUUAAUGAAUUAAAUGUAUAAAUGAGGUAGUCCUCCGCUCAUUUAGUUGAUGUAUGGUUGAAUAUAUUGAGAGAUCAGUGGAGCGUUUCAUGAAAGGACUUGUCGGAUGUUUUAUCCCACAAGUCCCAUUUUAUCCGACAGUUACCAUAGGAACUGUGCUUCUCAGCCAAUCAAAAUCAAAGAAAGUUGUCAGAUGUGACAACUUGUCAGACAAAAUAUUCAUGUAAUGCUCCCUAGGAGAGCAUUUUAAGUUGCCAGAUGUGACAACUUACCUUGAUUUUGUUCGGCUGAAAAUCACUUACUAUGAUAACUGUCAGAUAAAAUGGAACUAAACUGUCCAACGAUUCCUUUCAUGAGACGCUCCACAGAACUUUGAUUACAAUGUACACAAUUUCUAUAAGUAAAAAACCCUGUUGAAUUACUGUAGGUGUGCGUUUGAGAUCUUUGUCCAUUUUGAUAUAUUAUCAACGAUAAUUGAUUACUAGCUAUAUUCCCUUGUAUGUCCCAUGCAUCUUAAUUUCUACUAUGCAGUCAGUAUACCAUUUAAAUCCAAUUUCUAUUGAAUGACUAUUGAGACAAGCCAUCAUCUGUAAAACCUUCGUGAUCAGAUAUUUGUCUUGUAUUGUUUUUUUUUUUUUUUUUACAAAUGUGACAAAAUGAUGUACAAACGAUUAGUUUGUAUUUUUGUUUUUUCUUCUCAGAGCCGUAUCUACUUCUAUCUGUAGAAAAUGGAAAUAUGUUGGUCCUGUGACCCAAUAAAUGAAAAUAAAAUGAUGAAAAGAAA